GACUCCUGUAGGCGCUCCAUACCUUGGAUUUCCCAAUGGAUUAAUUAACGAAGACAUCGUGUGAUUAUUUGUUGCAAGCAUCAAGAAAUGCCGCUCCCAAAACACACAGUUCAACCAGUCAAAUUAAGUCAAGUAGUCGUGCCGAAUGGAGUAGACAACGAACUAGAAUUCGUGGUUAACUCGACGGUCUGCAAUGUUAUGCGACAAAUAGCAUCUAUUAGUCGGUUAGCUAACAAUAUGUUUGAAGAGCUUACCACUGAUUUAUCUCAACUCGUUGAACGAACCGUCCGUCUACAAAAUCGUUUGAGCAAACUUCAUGAGGAUAUGCAAGUGGCUCGUAACGGAGAUGAGGAUCUCACAGCUGCAGUACAGGAAGUUGAACUCCCUAUGUUCACAAGUAAAAAGCCUACUGAUAGUCAAGUGUUAAAUCGCAAUACAAUACCCCCUUCAAUGCGGUCACAUUAUGACCAAGCAGAACCAGCUCCUGCACUGCAACAAAUGGAUGCUCUAAGAGAUGACAAAAAAGUCAGUAUGAAGUUAUAUUCAGAUCCAAGCUUUUUCUUCGACUUAUGGAGUCAAGAAAUGUUACAAGAUCACAAACACAAAAGAGCUGCUAAGAAAAAAAGGCCAAAGGUUAAGGGAAAAUCUGCUCCUGCUAAAAGCGCGUCUAAUCAAGCUGUUCAAAAACCCCAACUUAUCAUUCAGCAGCCAGGAGUUGGUGGUCACAAUCCUCCUACAGCAAUGUUUGAGCGGAAUGGCCCUAUAAAUACUAAUCUGCACUUGGAUAAAGAUACUAGUACUGUUCAUGGUAAACCAAUCCAAUCACAGUUUCCAAAUAGUGCGAACUUUGGAAGUGCUGCAUUACCACCGCCACCACCUCCACCCGUUGUGCUUCACCCGUUAACGCAAGUCGAUAGUGUGAAAGAUGUUCAACAUAUAGCAGAUCAGAGAAACAAUUUUCAGUCCAGCAAACCGGUCUUCGAUGGAAACAACCAGUUUUCUGCGAAUAAUCACAUGAAUGGUAACCAUGACCCUUCAUCAGCUCACCAGAUGACUCUUCCGGAACCUCCUAAGCUUCCUGUACAAAUGCCGAUGCAUGUUGUGCCACCACCACUUCCACCUCCAGCGUUCAUGAAUGAUUUCGAAUUAAAAGCAGCAGGUGUGAAUAAAAGUUCACUUCAGAACGAUGAUGCUUGUAGUAGAGAUCUUCGUACGCAAAACGGAAAUAGUGAACUUUCAGCAUCAAUACACACACAGGUUAAUAAUGUGAAUCAUUUUCAGUGUGCAACGGCGGAAAGUAUGGAAUCGUCAAUGGUCUUGAAUGAUCUUCCGCCGCCUCCUGCACCAAUUUUUAUCGAGAAAAGUUUGAUGGAAUCAUGUUCCCGCACUGAAGAGUUUAGUGAGUCUGAAAAAAGUGCUCAGAAAGCCGUUUCUGCAUUGUCUCCUCCCCCUCCUCCACCAGCAGCACCCUAUUUGGCUUCAUCUCCACAAACAUCUCUCCCAGGUUCACCUAUGCAACCCCCACCACCUCCACCACCACUACCACCUUCCCUCGUCACAACCCAGAAAACAGGACAUGAAACCUCAAAAGAUCAAACUUCUUUGCCAAAUAAAGACUCUGCUUCUCGAUGUAUUGUACCCCAGUGCCCUCCUCAGGACCUACUUUCUGCUAUACGUGCUGGCCUCAAAUUACGUAAAGUUGGCGAGCGAAAUCUUCCAGAUCCAUCGAAGUUCAGUCGUGCAAACAGUUUGUCAGUUCUAGGCAACACGCCCAAAGACGUACAAGCUGUUGAAUACUUAUAUUGUCGGCAGUACGGAUAAACCCCCCACCAAUGAUACUGGUUGGUUGUCAUAUGUAUCACAAAUCACAGGAACUGAAAAGUGCUGACCAUUGAGUUCGAACCAGUUGCUCAACAGAGCGGAGCAUCUUACAAUACCUGAAGAUUCUAGUUUCGACUCCAGAAAAAGUCAAAGGUGUACACUUUUAACAGGAAUCCAUCUAAUUUCGUUUGUAUGUAGUUGGUUUCUAUACGUUAUUUACUUUCAAUUAAAACCAUCCACAAAUGUUUUAAAAAUGUUGAAGUUUGCUGCAACUGUCAACACCAACACAUUAAAAAAGUUUUCUAUCUGUUUAACAAAUCUUGACUCAAUUCCAGGAGAGUUUGAGCUAUUUAUGAUGCUGUUCGACGUCGUCGGGAAUGCAUGGAAAACUCAUCUGAAGAUGAUGAUGACGAUAAAGAAGUCAACAGUGACUCUUCUGGUUGGGAGGACUAACUUUCUUCUAGACUUAAAGUUUUUGGCCAUCGUUCAGAAAGUUCUGGUUUUUUCACUUUCAGGCGUGUCCGACAUCUAUUUUAUAUUCAUUUUUCGCAUCUCUUGUUAUGUCUUUCGAUAAUUUGUUUUGCAUCCCUUUUUUGUUUAUGUGUAGUUAUUCACAACUAUUCUUUGUACAUAAAAUACGUAGUUUGAUUUUAGUAGGUACAUAUUUAUACUGAUAUGCAAUAGAGAUUUUUCUCUCUCUUCAGUCACUUCCAGUACAUUUAAUCUCCGACAUGAUGUUUGCAAAUAUUUCUAAUGUUUAAAAAUAAAAUUUAAAGCCUCUAUAAAGUUGCAUAACUGUUUUCUCCAUGAAAAUCACCUCUACUAUCCUAAUUAACCAUUGAGCUCUAACCUUUUUUAUCCAGUAGUCAUGUUAUUACUAUUGUUAAUAUUCUCAUCAUUAGUGCUCAAAUCAACAUUGUUCAACUGAAUAAAUAGCUGCCAAACCUUAUUAUUUUUAUUUCUAUCACCCAAAAUAAGAUGAAUCUCUAUUUUAAAUUUGUUCAGUUUAUAUCCAAUCAAAUAAUAGAAAGUUUGGUCCAAUUUUUCAGGGUUUUUGUUCUAACUCACACAAUGAGCGAAUCGCCAUCGUAGUUUCGUUAUUCUCCUCAACUGCUUCCAAACUUUUUGAUUUCGUUACCUGUUGUAAUUGGUUUCUAUGUCGACGGGAAAUGAAAAUUCAUUUAUUCGUACCUACUUUUUAUCACAUGAAGCUCAGUACAUGAGUUAUUGUUUUUUUUGCUUAUCUUGAACUGAUUCACCCUUCUUCUGAUGUUUCCCCUUUAAAGUCCUUCCCCAAAACGAAGCUAUUUGUUUAUUUUACUUUCCGGUGAUGAUUACUUCCAUAGUUUCUCUUUACACUUGUAUUUUAGCAAGACGAAAGUAUUGUUCCAUUGUGACAUUUGUGUAUAUAUCUUUUAUGUAUACCAUGGUUGGUAAUGCUUCUCAAACUACUUUAAUAUAUGCACUUAUGCUUGUCACUUAUUUUCAGUUGUCUGUUUUCAAUGAAAUCAUAGGGUUUUAGUAGCUAAAAGGAUUGGUCUUCUUUCUCAGCAAGCAAAGUGUACAAAAGAAUGUUAACUCAGACUAUUCAGUAUAUUGUUUUACAAAUCCUCCCGAUGUCAGACUGUUGUGCAUGUUCAAUAUUUUCACUUAAGUAAUGGUCUUUGGUUGUUAUAGACUGUGGAUUUUAAUAUCUUCUACAACAACAAACUGUUGUUACAGU
Messenger RNA from Heterobilharzia americana, 3544 nucleotides. The record is from the annotation of a GenBank genome assembly. Lineage: Eukaryota; Metazoa; Platyhelminthes; Trematoda; Strigeidida; Schistosomatidae.